CAUUGUAUUGAUUCACGGUCUGAGUGAGGUGACAAGGCAGCAGGAGCCUUGAGAUCACGCGCGGCACCAUGGGGCUGCGGGGGCUCCUCUGCGUGUGCCUGGUGUCCCUGCUCGCCCUGCAGGCCGUGGCCGCUCAGGGUUCACCCACACACAGUCCCAAAGGUGGCAAGAAGCGAAUGGCUGUGGACGCAGCUGUCGAUGGUGUGGUCAUCCGCAGUUUGAAAGUCAACUGCAAAGUCACCUCUCGCUUCGCCCACUACGUCAUCACCAGCCAAGUGAUCAACAGUGCUGACACAGCCAAGGAAGUGUCCUUCAACGUAGAAAUACCCAAGACGGCCUUCAUCAGUGACUUUACCAUCACAGCAGAUGAAAAUGCCUUCACUGGAGACAUAAAGGACAAAGUGACCGCAUGGAAGCAAUACCGGAAAGCAGCCAUCUCAGGAGAGAAUGCAGGACUUGUCAGGGCCUCAGGGAGAACUAUGGAAGAGUUCUCCAUCCACGUCAUGGUCGGUCCACGGAGCAAGGCAACAUUCCGGCUGACGUACGAGGAGGUGCUGAGGCGGAAGCUCAUGCAGUACGACAUUGUCAUCAAAGUCAAGCCCAAGCAGCUGGUGCAGCUUUUUGAGAUCGACGUGGACAUCUUUGAGCCCCAGGGGAUCAGGAAGCUGGAUGUCGAGGCCUCCUUCCUUCCCAAGAAACUGGCUGCCCAACUUAUCAAGAAGUCCUUCUCAGGGAAAAAGGGUCACGUGCUUUUCCGCCCCACAGUGAGCCAGCAGCAAACUUGCCCCACGUGCUCUACAACCUUGCUGAACGGGGACUUCAAGGUGACUUACGAUGUCAAUCGGGACAAUGCCUGCGACCUCCUGGUCGCCAAUAACUACUUUGCCCACUUCUUUGCUCCCCAAAACCUAACAAAACUGAACAAGAAUGUGGUUUUUGUGAUUGACAUCAGCAGCUCCAUGGAAGGCCAGAAAGUGAAGCAGACCAAGGAGGCGCUCCAUAAAAUCCUGGGGGACAUGCGGCCAGGGGACUACUUCGACCUGGUCCUCUUUGGGUCUGCAGUGCAGUCGUGGAAGGGUUCGCUGGUGCAGGCAUCUCCUGCCAACCUGGAGGCAGCUCGGAAUUUCGUGCAGCAAUUCUCCCUGGCCGGGGCUACAAACCUGAAUGGAGGUCUGCUUAGAGGAAUUGAGAUCUUGAACAAAGCUCAGCAAAGCCUCCCAGAACUCAGCAACCAUGCCUCAAUUCUCAUCAUGUUGACAGAUGGCGAGCCCACAGAGGGGGUGACGGAUCGUACCCAAAUCCUCAAGAAUGUCCGAGAUGCCAUCAAGGGCAGGUUCCCACUCUACAACUUGGGCUUCGGCCAUGAUGUGGACUUGAACUUCCUGGAGGUCAUGUCCCUGGAGAACAACGGACGUGUCCAGAGAAUCUACGAGGACCAUGACGCCACCCAGCAGCUGCAGGGUUUCUAUGAGCAGGUAGCCAACCCCCUCCUGAGGGAUGUGGAGUUGCUGUACCCCCAGGAAGCCGUCUCAGACCUGACCCAGCACCGCCAUAAACAGUACUACGAAGGCUCGGAAAUCAUGGUGGCGGGGCGCAUUGCUGACCACAAACUGAGCAGCUUCAAGGCGGACAUGCGAGCUAAGGCGGAAGGGCAAGAAUUCAUGACAACCUGCCUGGUGGACGAGGAAGAGAUGAAGAAACUGCUCCGAGAACGGGGCCACAUGCUGGAGAACCACGUUGAACGCCUGUGGGCCUAUCUGACCAUCCAGGAGCUGCUGGCCAAGCGGAUGAAGCUGGAGGGCAAGGAGAAAGCCAAUGUGUCAGCCAAGGCCCUGCAGAUGUCGCUGGCCUAUCAGUUCGUGACCCCACUGACCUCCAUGACCGUCAGGGGCAUGGCAGACCAGGACGGCCUGGAGCCCAUCAUUGAUAAGCCCCUGGAUGAUUCUCUGCCCUUGGAGAUGGUGGGACCCAGAAAGACCUUCAUGCUAGCGGCCUCUCAGCCUGCUCCAACGCACUCCAGCCUCAACAUCGAGAAGGUGCCAGACCAAGUGACUGGCGUGGAUACUGACCCACACUUCCUCAUCCACGUGCCCCAGAAAGAGGACACUCUGUGCUUCAACAUCAACGAGGAGCCUGGUGUGGUCCUGAGCCUGGUGCAGGAUCCUGACACAGGCUUCUCAGUGAACGGGCAGCUCAUCGGCAACGAGGCCGGGAGCCCUGGGAAGCACGAGGGCACAUACUUCGGGCGGCUGGGGAUCGCAAACCCCGCAACUGACUUCCAGCUGGAAGUGACUCCUCAGAACAUUACGCUGAACCCUGGGUCUGGCGGGCCCGUGUUCUCCUGGAGGGACCAGGCCUUCCUGCGGCAAAAUGAGGUGCUGGUGACCAUCAACAGGAAGAGGAACCUGGUGGUGUCUGUGGAGGACGGGGGCACCUUCGAGGUCGUCCUGCACCGGGUGUGGAGGGGGAGUGCCGUCCACCAGGACUUCCUGGGCUUCUAUGUGCUGGAUAGUCACCGGAUGUCAGCACGGACACACGGGCUGCUGGGACAAUUCUUCCACCCCUUCGAUUAUAAAGUGUCUGACCUCCACCCAGGCUCUGACCCCACAAAGACAGACGCCACAAUGGUGGUGAAGAACCGCCGCCUGACGGUUACCAGGGGCUUGCAAAAAGACUACAGGAAGGACCCCCGCCAUGGGGCUGAGGUGACCUGCUGGUUCAUCCACAACAAUGGGGAUGGGCUGAUUGACGGCGUGCACACCGACUAUAUCGUCCCUGACAUCUUCUGAGCCCCAGCCAGCACACCCAUCCUCCCUUAGGACCACGGCAGAGGGGCAGGGUAGCAUCCUGACCUGCUGCACUGGCCACACCUUCCUGUCCAAGCCGGUCUCCUUUGUCAAAGCACUCAUGACUUCCAUUAAAGAGAGGCUAUGUCUA
Molecule: messenger RNA, 2937 nt
Organism: Capra hircus (goat)
Lineage: Eukaryota; Metazoa; Chordata; Mammalia; Artiodactyla; Bovidae
Gene: ITIH1
Product: inter-alpha-trypsin inhibitor heavy chain 1
Exons: 22
Coding region: 69-2789 (906 amino acids)
Biological process (GO): hyaluronan metabolic process
Molecular function (GO): serine-type endopeptidase inhibitor activity
Source: RefSeq, a predicted model, not a curated record